Messenger RNA from Rotaria sordida, 561 nucleotides. Lineage: Eukaryota; Metazoa; Rotifera; Eurotatoria; Philodinida; Philodinidae. The record is from the annotation of a GenBank genome assembly.
AUGUAUGCCAAAGCUAAAGAUACAAAUGUGCUCAUUCGGCUUCCAUGCAAAUUAGUCGAAACAGCUGUGGAUAAAUCAAUAAAAAUUGCUCUUACAGUUGCUAAUCCCCUUGUCAAACUAUUAUAUGGACUUGUACAUGCAAUUGAUGACUAUGCUGUCGAAAAGUUUCGUCAAAUUGAAUCUAAAUAUCCUGUUAUUAAUACACCAACUAAAGAGGUUAUGAAUACAUUCAACGAAAAAAUCGAAUCUAUUCGUCAUGUAAUGAAUUCAGUUAAGGAUACAACUACAUCAACAAUUCAACAUGGCAAAGAGAUUGUUUUUCAUGUACCAACAAUCACAGUACAUAAAACAUCUGAUGUAGCUGGUUCUGUCUUCUCAUUUUGUGAAACACAUGUACCAAGAAUCCAACAUCUUAAUGCCAGCAAAACAAUAGAGUUCCACGAACAUGCUUGUUCAACUGUUAGUUCAUUAUAUAGUUAUGUAUUUCAUUCUGUUCAAUCAUCAUUAAUAUGGUCCAAAAUGUUUACUAUAUAUUCUUUUUACUUAAAACAAAAUACAUAA